AAGGUGUAAUUUUUGAAAUAAAAAUGAAGGAUGAAUGACCUCUGUUGAAUGACUUCUCUAUUUGUGAAAUGUAACGUGGCUAACUUUGUAUCACUUAUUCGAUUAGAAACGCUUUUAUGCUAUAGGAAAUUGAAACCAUGAAAGUGUGUCAAUGCAGAAAGCAUACUACAGCCUUUUGUAAUUUGAAUUGCGCAACUUUAAUUCAUUAUGUUUUGCACGUAAUCCAAACAGAUUAAGACCAAAUGAACCACGUAUCGAAUUUAGCACUUUGGACAGACACUUUGUCCUCUUUUCUGGAAAAAGACCGUAUUGGAUGAAGUUGUGCCACCUUCACAAACAUGAGUGAAUGCUCAUGUGAACCUGACAAUGUGAUUGAAGCUGGAACAUUUUGAUUAGGUGAAAUACCUGACCGAAUAGUGCAACAGAAAUAUAUAUGCUUUAUCGUUAUAAAAAAAAAUACGUGCUCUUAUACUUUAGCCCUUCUUCUCUCAAAAAAAAUAAUUAAUAAAUACAAAUUAAUGGCUAACUGCAAUGAUUUCCUUUUCAUUCAACAAUAGAGGAUACACAAUAGCUUGAUACACUCUUGACUUUUUUAAUUAUUAUUUCCUUUAUUAAUUAAGUUGAAAUAGUAUGGUGUGAUGCCAUUAGUCGAGUAGAGGAUGAUUUCUUUCCUUGCUUCAUGAUCUGGAUAUAUAUUUCUGAUUCAAAAGAAUACGGGAGAUUUUUAAAGAGAUAGAUAUGUAAUGCAAUAUUUUUCCUUUUUUUCUCUCAUUUUUUCAUGUACAGUUAUUGAAGUGCUUAGAUCACUUAUUCUUCUUCUUCUGAUUUCACUAAUUGGUAAAAAAUUUAUGCGUCUCGAUGAUCGAAAACAAUAGCAAAAGAAGGUCCAACACGUUUAUAGAAGGAGCGAUUAAACGAACCCAAAAGAAUCUAAAUUGUAGUUGUUGAAAGUUGUUCUGGUGUGUGUAUGCCAUUAAAUUCUUUUCAACGUUCUGUUCCUAAAAUUAUUAUUUUUAAUACGCUACACAUCCUAAUAUAUGAUAUUUCAAAUAUUCUUAAAAUUGAUUUAAAAUUAACAAAGAUAAUACAUCUAGAAAUAAAAUUCAUUACAAAGGGCUCAGGGCCAUUUUUGUAGAAAUUACUGCGGCCAAGCCCUACUCAACCCAAAGGGAAAUUAAAAGCAGAAAGUUCAAUUCAUGCGAACAUCGAUUUCUAUACGCGCAUAAACAGGUUUUGACAUGCUUGCAAGACUUUUUAGACGAGAUUCUCAAAAAAAUCCGUCCCCUAGCAUCGGAACCAACGGCAAUAACCAUGAGCAGACAGUUCCACAAGCUACAGUGUCGAAUCACAAAAUUGCUAUUCUACAAUCCCCUUCCCCACAUCCCCAGUCUGACGAACAAUUAGGUGUUGGCGAAGACAUGUGUGAACUUGUUAGCUUGUCUAAACGUUCCCAUAUUUCUAUUAGCAUUCCGCGCUAUCGCGUUAGUGGAAGCUACAUAGAGUACGUGAUUGAGUGCACUCAGGGUCAGAAGUUCUGGUAUGUCUGUCGGCGCUAUCACCAAUUUAAGGUGCUGGAUCAAUCCCUUAGGCAAUUUUGCACCCGAGGAACUCCAAAUCAUGGUGGCUAUGGCGUCCUUCCGGUGCUUCCAGUUAGUCAUUGGAUGGAAGUAACCAACCAAUCCACACAGCUUGUGGAAAAGCGUCGGCGGUAUUUAGAAAUCUACCUGCAGCAGCUCUUAGUGCCAGGUAAUUUAUUCCUUGUAGCCCGUACUCCGCUCUACAUUUUUUUACACGAGGGGGAGGUCGCUGUGGAGUUUGGAAUGUGUGCUAUUCAGCCUCUAAUCGGUUUUAGUGCGGAUGCAGUGGAAGUCGAGAGUGAACUGUGCAUAAGUACCGAUAGUAGCGACUCGCAUAAAAAGUGUUGCAAAGCCGCUAGUGAGCAGGUAGAAAACCUCACAUGUACGCACUCCCAUAAUUUUCACCAUCCUUUACAAUUGCACCCAGAGGAGUCUUCUUCCUCGACUAAUGUAUCACCUUCUGUGACCAGGACGAAACUCCCUACGCCACCUCCCCAUAUGCUUUCACCACCAUUAUCUUCAGUUCUCAUUUCAGCACCAUCCAUACGUUCAGACCAAAUCAAGACCGGGCUUAAGAAGUUACCUUCCAAUUCAGAAUUCCAGGAGCCAGGGAAAAGUCAGUCAUUUCUAGCCGAAAAUGGCAUUUGGUCUAGCUCCCAUUCAAGCCUGAAUAGACUUCAUGCAUCGAGAGAUCAAACUGAAACUCAUCCAGGACGUACAUUGUUAUCCUCUUCUGUGCCACGAGUUCUGUCCCGGACGGGUACUUUAGCAACUCUAGAUAACAUCAAUGACACCAGAUCUUUGAAAUCACCUCUUGUACCUCUAUGUUUGGACGCCGCUCUGUCAAAUAUUGCUCUAGCGUCCUCAUCGUACGAUAUUUCUGCAUGGGGAAAUGAGGAUACCCCUUCCGAUAGCGACGCAGGAAGCUCCAUUUCCCCUUCUGUACACGCCAUCAGUGGCCAAGGCGCUGGGUUCGUAAGUGGAGACGAUAAGCGGUUUUUACCUUUGACACAGAAGUGUGGCCUUUGUCAUCAAGAGUUCUCCUCGAUGCUUUACCCACACCGAUGCUUCUUCUGUCGUAGCCACUUUUGUUUUCGUUGUUUGUGGCGGAUUGGCUUCAGUCUCCUUAAGCAGCUGCCUCCUUCUUCCGCCGAUGCGAGGCCCAAACCCAACAUCCCCUGUGAUGCCGAACCCAACACCCUAGAAAUAGAGGGGAAGAAGAGACAUGUCAACGCAUGCACGCCGUGCACUGAGAAUUACAAACAACAGCAAUUGUGUCAUAGCCACACCGCGAACACGGUGCAUGCACCCCCCAACCUCCAGGCUGUCGCUGACUCACUCCCAAUGACUGGUGUCCAUCACAAGGAGGACUCCAAACCACACACUGGUGCUGAAAUAAUAACAUUUAGGAAUGAGAAAGGGUUGCCUGGACAGGUGGAGCUUCAUGACUUUCAGCUCAUUACCCUCCUUGGUCAUGGCUCGUUUGGCAGGGUCAUUAAGGUAAGACUUCUCUCCACUGGUGAAAUUUAUGCAAUGAAGGUCUUGACCAAGUCCUUAGUCCACCAGCGCUCCAUGGAUUCCUAUAUCAAAGAAGAAAGGUCUAUUCUUACGAUGCUACCAUCCCAUCCUUACAUUGUUAACUGCCACUUUGCUUUUCAAACAAAUUAUUACAUAAUUUUUAUUUUAGAUUAUCUUCCUGGUGGUGAGCUAUAUGACAUCAUGUAUCACCAUUAUCAUCUGACACAGUCAGCUGUUCAACUUUAUAUGGCGGAGCUUGUCCUAGCGAUCGAGCACAUUCAUAGUCAUGAUGUGGUGCAUCGUGAUAUUAAAUCUGAAAAUAUUCUCCUCGAUUCGGAGGGGCAUCUACGGCUCAAUGACUUUGGACUUGCGCACGCGAACUUCUCUCAAUACACUCAACGAAGUUUCGUGGGUAGUGCCGAAUAUGUAGCACCGGAGAUUGUUCGGUGCGAGAAGCAAACCCGUUCCCUGGACUGGUGGAGCCUCGGUGUGCUAUUUUACGAGAUGCUUCGAGGUCAUACACCCUUUCAUGCUGAAAACAACAAUGAAGUAUACGAAAAUAUUCUCAACAAGGAACUUGAUUUAUCUGAUGAACGCUUUUUUACACCAGAAGCUGCAUCGUUAAUUCAAAACCUGUUAACUCGAGACGCCAAGAUACGUUUGCAGCAUGCAAUCUCGAUCAAGGCACAUCCCUACUUCGCUGAGAUCAAUUGGGAUGCUAUAUUUCGUCGUGAAGUGCCUGCUCCGUUUGUACCUCAAAUCUUGGACAAUAACACUCGCUACUUCAAACGAGACUUCACUGCGAAGUGGGCAGCUGUGCCAGAUCUGACCAAUUUCUCAAGCAGCUCAAUUGAGACCCUUAAGGAAUGUUUCGAUAAUUUCCCUUACGUUAAGGAUAGCGUCAAAGGGUGUAGCUCUGAUCUACGGAGCGGGUUCAAUACUUCUAUACCGAUAUCCCCCUUUACAAAUUUUCAGUUCCCACAAAUGUCCCAGGGUCCCACAACCUUUGGGAUCGACACUCCCGAAGAAUUAAGGCGUGAGCGAUUCCGAGAGCAGCUUGUGGGGAUGUGGCGUGUGGUCAAGGUCGAAACUCAGGACCUUCAUGGACGAAUAAUUUACCCUUGGGGUGGUGAUCUUGUAGGCUACUUGAUUUAUACCCCAACUCAACAUUUUUCUAUGCAGCUUGCGCCGCAAUCCCGACGGUACCUGCGGCAUCCCCACCACCCCCGCGACGUCCCUGGCAACGAACUCUGCGAUGUGUACUGCUCCUAUGUAGCCCAGUUUGGCCGCUACGAGCUUGAUGAGACUAAGCCCUGGCAUGCAAUGCUCUGCCACCACAUCGAGGGCAGUUUGUGCCCUAAUCUGGCAGGACAUUCGGUUGUAAUGGGGUUGAAAUUUCAUGCCUCAUCGUCGCCCGAUGCCUCCGGCGCGCAUAUGAGCCCUAGGCAAGAAUGCACUUUGUCAUCCCAUUUGGCGUCCGUGCAGAUGGCGGACGCCGCGAAGGACCGCACUGCUGAGGAACCCAAGCCAUCAAGUGUUCGAUUACUUCUCGCGUUAAGCACCAUGUUACAUUACGUGCCUGGGAAACCAUUUAAGGCACAAACGACUAUUACAUGGGAAAAAGUUAAUGUCGCUUAG
Molecule: messenger RNA, 4733 nt
Organism: Phytomonas sp. Hart1
Lineage: Eukaryota; Euglenozoa; Kinetoplastea; Trypanosomatida; Trypanosomatidae
Source: the annotation of a GenBank genome assembly